This is a messenger RNA of Ustilaginoidea virens, 336 nucleotides long. RefSeq lists its product as uncharacterized. NCBI's taxonomy places the organism in Eukaryota, Fungi, Ascomycota, Sordariomycetes, Hypocreales, Clavicipitaceae. The transcript has a single exon. The coding region runs from base 1 to 336 and encodes 111 amino acids. The record is from RefSeq and is a predicted model, not a curated record.
AUGGCACAAUGGCGUUUGAGUGCGAUAUUUUUCGGUCAUGUCCAGGAGGGAAUGGUUGCAAGGAUGGAGAGGAUACAAGGAUUGGCUGGUCUUACACUAGAUGGCAAGGGAAGGCGUUGGAGGCGUCGCAACCACCGUGUUGGUUGCCAACCCUGGAUUUGUAUCAAGUUGCUAUUGCUGUUGCUAUUUGAUGGUCCUGUGUGCGAAUUCCGUCUUGCCCGUCUUGCGGCACACCAGCCAUGCAAGGCGACGCUCUGGCAUGGCGGGUACUUUGGUGAUGCGUCAGUGGUUGCCAGCCCUAGAUUUGUACUUUAUCAAGUUGCUGUUGCUAUUUGA